AUGGCAAUCUUCUUCUCAACUUCAUCUGCAUGGGCACUUGUAAGCCUAAUCCUACUUGCAUUUUCCUCAAACUACAUUGCUACAAAAGCCGAGGCACGAUCAUUUUUCGUGUUUGGAGACUCGCUCGUUGAUAGUGGCAAUAACAAUUACCUUAUCACCACUGCUCGUGCCGACUCCCUUCCUUAUGGCAUCGACUAUCCAACUCAUCGUCCCACUGGCCGUUUUUCCAAUGGUUUAAACAUCCCCGAUAUUAUUAGUGAGCAUAUGGGAAGUGAGCCUACAAUGCCAUACUUGAGCCCUUUGCUUAAGGGUGAGAAGCUUCUGGUUGGGGCCAAUUUUGCUUCUGCAGGAGUUGGAAUCCUUAAUGACACUGGAAUCCAAUUUAAGCUAUAA
Striga asiatica is the source of this 393-nucleotide messenger RNA. NCBI's taxonomy places the organism in Eukaryota, Viridiplantae, Streptophyta, Magnoliopsida, Lamiales, Orobanchaceae. The record is from the annotation of a GenBank genome assembly.